CGCGCCUGACUUGUCGAUGAUGGGGAAAACUAAAGGAAAACUCAUGGUAGUGUAGUAUAUUCACAUUUAUUCGCCGCAUCGUCGUCUAUUCUACUUCAUCAUCGUCUCUUCUUCUGUUCAUAUCGUUAUUUAUUCCAUCCACAUCCAUCUACAUCGUCGUCGUUGUAUGAAAAUUCCUUUCACUCGGCCAUUUUGGCGAAAAUUUUCAUCCAUCCAUCAAGUGCAAGUGAGAAAAUUCUCAAAGAAAACCCAAAUAUCUCUGAAAGCAACCGAAAAACGCAGUUUUCAUUUGGAAAGGCGUUUUAGUUUUUACAUAAAUCCAUAAAAUUCAGCCGGGUGCAAGAAUACACUCUUGUUACACACUGCAUAAGCAGGCAGAGAGCACACCGUAAUUUUUUUUCUUCUUUUUUUUUUCAAUAAUAUAACCCCCCUGCUGUUGCAACAGCAGCACAUUUUUUAAACUUGAAGUUGAAAAGAUGAAUGUUGAAAAAUUAAAACGCCUUCAGGCACAGGUAAGAAUUGGAGGUAAAGGUACUCCACGUCGUAAGAAGAAGGUUGUCCAUCAAACAGCCGCUACCGAUGAUAAGAAAUUACAAAGUUCAUUAAAGAAAUUGUCGGUUAGUACAAUUCCGGGCAUUGAAGAGGUUAACAUCAUCAAGGACGAUUUGAGUGUGAUUCAUUUUAAUAACCCGAAAGCUCAGGCAUCAUUGUCAGCUAAUACAUUUGCCAUAACCGGACAUGGCGAGAAUAAGAAGAUUGUUGAGAUGUUGCCAGAAAUUUUGCCACAAUUGGGCCAGGAAACUGUUGUACAGUUGAGACGAUUUGCUAGCAAUAUUAAUGCAGCACAUAAGAAUUUGAGUAGUGUGGUGGAGGAGGAUGAUGUGCCCACUCUGGUGGGUGAUUUUGAGGAAGCUUCGAAAUAUGAAGUUAAUCCGGUAAUUGUGCCUUUAAUUGAGGAAAUUAAAGAUUUGCAAGAGAUUGUUAAGGAACAAAAGGAUUUGGAUCAGAGUAAGCCUUUAAAUGAAGAGGCAGUUAAAAAGGAAGACGAAGUAGAUAAGAAACCGGCAGUAGAUAAUAAAUCGAAGAAAGAGCAGAAGGGUAAAGAAGGUGGAAAGAAAGGUGACAAUAAUAAGAACAAGCCAUCCAAUGAGAGUACAAAGAAGGAGAACUCUGUUAAACAAAAUGAUGUAAAUAAUGUAAAUGAAGGAAAGAAAGACCAGAAAGCUGGUAAUCAAGGAAAGGGAAAUAAGAAGGGAAAAGGCGGAGGUGAGAAUAACCAAGCAGCUCCUAAAGUUGAAGAAGUUGUGAAUAAGAAGGAAGCUGAAAUUAAACCAGAACAGAUUCAAGCUAAAAAAGUAGAACCAAAUCAAGCGAAAAAACCUAAAGAAGCAGCCAAGAAGCAGGAAACACCAACUGAAAGUGGAGCUAAGACUCCAGAGAUACCAAAACCUGCUGCUGAUGGUAGAAAAUCACCAAAACCUGCUGCACCACAGAAACCAGCUGAAAGUGUUAAGAAACCAGAAGUUACUGAAAAGACAGAAGUGCAAAAGCCAGUACAAGAUGCACCUAAAAAGACAGGAACUAUUCCAAAAGUAGCUGAAACUGCUCAGGAAGCACCAAUUAAAAAAGAAGAAGCUAAGCCAGUUGAGGCAGCCAAGAAAGUAGAAGCAGCCAAACCUGUUGAAAAGCCGGCAGCUAAGCCGGUUGAAGCUCCAAAACCAGUGGAGGCUCCAAAGGUUGAAGCACCAAAACAAGUUGAAACUGCAAAACCAGCUGAAGCACCUAAGACACCAGUGGGAGCUAAACCAGUCGAAUCUGCUAAGGCUCCUGAAGCACCUAAACCAGUCGAGUCUCCUAAACCAGUCGAAGAGGUAAAGAAAGUGCAAACUCCCAAACCAGUUGAAGCGGCUAAACCAGUUGAAGCUGCAAAGCCUGUGGAGAGCCCUAAGCCUGUCGAGGCUCCCAAACCAGCAGUAGCAUCUAAACCAGUAGAAGCACCAAAACCAGCAGAAAAACUUUUAGAAGCUCUUAAACCAGCAGAGGCGCCCAAGGCAGCAGAAGCCCCUAAACCAGUAGAAGCUGUUAAACCAGUUCAAGCUCCAAAACCAGCAGAAGCGCCUAAACCAGUUGAGGCAGCCAAACCAGUUGAGGCACCCAAAGCAGCUGAGGCACCUAAACCUGCAGAAGCUCCAAAAGCAGCAGAAGCUCCCAAACCAGCAGAAAAGCCUAAACCAGUUGAGGCAGCAAAACCAGUUGAGGCAGCAAAACCAGUUGAGGCAGCAAAACCAGUUGAGGCAGCCAAACCAGCUGAGACACCUAAACCAGUAGAAGUUUCCAAACCUAUUGCAGAAGCACCAAAACCUGCGGAGACACCCAAACCGGCUGAAGCAGCCAAACCAGCACCAAAACAACAAGAUGCAAAGCCUAAAGAAGAAUUAAAAUUGAUUAUCCCUCCGAAAGAUGCAGAGUCCUCAAAGACUCUUGAAACACCCAAGUCAGCGGAUUCGUCAAAAAGGCCAACAACACCAAAGCCUGCUCAAACACCAGCUUCACCUGGAAACAAACAGGCAGAAGCAUCGAAGAAAGCACCAAGGAGUCCUAGAACUUCAGAGUCCCAUGGAGACGCACCCAAGAAAGCACCAAGAAGCCCAAGGACUUCAGAAUCCAAGUCGUCAUCAAAACCAGAAACUCCGAAAAAACCAACAGACAAGGCAGCAGAGUCACCAAAAACGCCAGUUGCAGUUGCAAAGACUCCUGAACCAGCAAAGACACCAGAAACAUCCAAACCAGUCGAAGCACCGAAAACAGUUGAAGCUCCUAAAACACCAGAAGUAGCCAAGCCAGCUGAGUCGCCAAAGGUAGUUGAAGUUGCAAAGACACCAGAAACACCAAAACCAGUUGUAGCUCCCAAACCAGCUGAAGCAGCAAAAACACCCGAAUCCCCAAAACCAAUUAUUGCUCCUAAGCCAGUGGAAACUCCAAAAACACCAGAAGCAGCACCCAAACCAGUUGAACCUCAACAAAAAGCUGAAGAAAAAAAGACACAGGAACCUCCAAAGACACCAGAAACUCCAAAACCUGUAGAAGCUGCUAAGCCAGUUGAAGCACCAAAAUCACCUGUCGUUGCAGCAAAACCAGCAGAAGCUCCCAAAACUCCUGAAGCUCCUAAAACACCCGAAACACCAAAACCAACUGAAGCCCCAAAGACAAUCCCAGUGCAAUUAAAACCUGAAGUCAAACCAUUAACACUUGCUGAUGUUAUCAAAUCUCAAGAAUCUUCCGAACAAGUGCCAACACCAACAACUCCUGUUGCUCUGGCUCCAGUUGUUGUAGCACCAACAUCGCCAGAGGUAGCCAAACCAGCUGAACAAAAACAACCUGAAUCACCGAAAAUAAUUGAACCAGUUGAUACCAAGAAACCUGAUCAACAACAAAGAAACACCAAGGCACAAUCGCCAAGGCCAAAGCAAAGUAGUCCAGCCAAGCAACAACCACCAAAACAAAGUACACCGAAACCUCAAGACAAACAGCCAUCUCCUAAGCCACAACAACAACCAAAACAACCGUCCCCGAAGCCAGCUACGGCUCCUAAACCUCAACAGCAGAAGCAACAAAAACCAGCACCAGCUUCGCCAGUCAAGCAAGAACCGGGAUCUCCUGUUAAACUUGAGCCUACUGCUGCAGCAGUAGCUGGAGCACCAGCACCAGCACCAGCUCCUGCAUCGCCUGCCAAGUUAGAGCCACCAUCGCCUAAGCCGCAACAGCAACCCAAGCAGGCUUCUCCAAAACCCCAGCAGCAAAAAUCAAAAGCAAAAUCUCCACAGCCCCAGCAAAAGCCACAAGUAAAUUCUUCACAACCACAGCCGGCAAAGAAGUAGGCCAAUGGUUGAGAAUAAUACCUCUCACCCAGCAGCAGCAUUAACAGCCGAGCCCUCAAUUGUUCUAUUAUCAAAAAGUUCACAUCACAACGACUAAUGUUCCUUAAAAAUGGGCCAUUCGCUUCGCCUUAACAAAAAAAAAAAAUAUUCUAGUCCUACUCGAACGUAUUGUUACUCACGACAGUUCCUCAAGCUUUCUAAUCUCAUUUCUUUAUUUUAUUAUUUUAUUUUUGUGUGUGUUUGUUUCUUUAAAAAAAAAUAUAUAAGGCUGCAGAGGUGAAUCCUAGACAUUACACUAAAAGUGUUCUUCACUCUUCACACAUUUUUUAAAUGCUCAAACCAAACCACCUCCACCGAAUCAUUACGUCCAUUAACCAUCACAACCAUUUACCAUCCACAUUAAUUUGUUAUCCCUCCAUUUACUUGCAUUUCUAUUCAUUUAUGAUUUAGGAACCGAUCCCACACGUUUAUUUUGAUUUUUAAAUGUUUGCCAGUUUUCAAGUUACUCUUGCCUUUGAGAUUUUACAUAAUAAUUUUUUCUUGUAGAAAUUGCAAAAAAAAAUAUGCGAUUAAUUUAAACGCAUUUUUUUUCUUUCUAUUUGAUUUUACAACGAAUUUAUAAUUAAUUUUAUUUUGUAGAUUUUAGUUGUUUGUUUAAUUUGGGUUUUAGGGUUUUUUAAUUUUUAAAUUCACUUUUUAGAAAAAAACCUGCACUUAAAUAAAAACUCAUACCCUCUUUCUGAGAAAAAUACUCAUUUUUAUUAUUUUUAAAAGAAAAACAAAGAAGAAAUUUAUCUUUGUUAAAUUUAUUUAAAAAAUAAAUUUAACAUAUUAUUGGUAUUGGCUUUUUUAAUAAUGUGAUUGGGAGAAAGUCAAAAUUUUAACUAAUAUUUUGGACAAUACAAGAAAAGUUCCUCGUCCUUAUGUGAGAUGAUACUUAUACUUAUACAAAAAAUGAUAAAAAAAACAUAACUGACUGUUAAUUAAAUUAAAUUAUUAUUAUAAAAAAUAAAAGAAUUUGAAACAAAAUUAAAAAAAAAUAUUUAUAAAAUUGAACUUUGUAAACAAAGUUUUGUAUACCUUUUUCCAAGGUUUAUUUGUUUGUUUUAUUUUUUUCUUUGAAGUUAAUAAAAAAAAAAUAUGUAUACAUAUAUGCUUGCAAA
Episyrphus balteatus (marmalade hoverfly) is the source of this 5041-nucleotide messenger RNA. It is a transcript of the gene uncNacbeta, whose product is annotated as neurofilament heavy polypeptide. The transcript has 2 exons. The coding region runs from base 477 to 3878 and encodes 1133 amino acids. Gene Ontology annotation, cellular component: cytosol; nascent polypeptide-associated complex. NCBI's taxonomy places the organism in Eukaryota, Metazoa, Arthropoda, Insecta, Diptera, Syrphidae. The record is from RefSeq and is a predicted model, not a curated record.